Venturia canescens is the source of this 3127-nucleotide messenger RNA. RefSeq names its product toll-like receptor 6. The transcript is spliced from 3 exons. The record is from RefSeq and is a predicted model, not a curated record. Gene Ontology annotation, molecular function: protein binding. Lineage: Eukaryota; Metazoa; Arthropoda; Insecta; Hymenoptera; Ichneumonidae. The coding region runs from base 569 to 2566 and encodes 665 amino acids.
AGUAGUGUAGAAAACUGAGAGACGCAGCGAACUCGUGUGAAUCCAAGCACAAUUUUCAUCGUACCAAAACUUUACUCGAAUUUGCGCGUGCGUUUGUUGUUCCUAUUAGCAACAAGACGAAAUAGUGGCACGUUCUUCUCGUCUUGAGGAAAGUCGCAUCAGGUGUGUGUACGCAGCAGAAAAAAAAGACGAGAGAGCGAAGACAACACCGGAACGAUAAAUAGAAAAUCAAAGCUUUUCUUAGUGCCGAUAAAGAGGGGAUAUUUCUCUGCGUAGUUUUCAUCAAACGCGUUCACAGUUCACAGUCCGAUUCGAUCAAUACAUACUAAACGCAUAUGCGUACGCGUGCACGCGAUUCUGACUAAUCGCUUCUUUUUUCAUCGUUUUAUUUUCUACGAAUUGAAUACCGGAAAUUCUCGCUGGGUUUGUUGAUUGUCAUACGCGUCGGCUUUUCGACAUCGUCGCUCGCUGCAUCUUCUCUCUCAACUGCGGAGAAAAAACAACGUGACGAACCGAGGUGAUCCACAAACGAAACUUGGAAAAAUAUUUGGAUUAGAUUUUUUUGAAAAUGGCCAACAAGGCCAACAUCGUCUUGACGAUCCUCGCAGCAACGUUUAUUUACGGAAAUUGCGAGCUCGUCGAGCAGGAAUGUCCGGAGGCUUGUCACUGUCAUUACUUUCGUAUAAAUUGGGUCACCGACUGCUCGGAGAGCAAUCUCACGAGCGUACCAACUUCGGAGCUAAGUCCAAAUGUUUACAUCCUCGAUAUGAAUGGAAAUAAUAUUGAACACUUGGCUCCUUUUCCACCUGAUAUCAAACUGCGCCGCUUGCAAAUGGCACACAAUCGGCUUACUAAACUCGAGAAGGAAUCCUUUGCAGGGCUUUCGUACCUCAUCGAUGCUGAUUUUGCAUCGAACGCUAUCACCCAUGUCGAUACCGAAACUUUCAGGGACAGUCCGGGCUUCCUUACACUGGAGCUGCAAAAUAAUCCAUUAGCUGAAGUGAAAGGCCCAUUUUUAAAUUGCCGUACAUUAUUGUACUUGGAUUUGAACACCUGUGGAAUACGUCGUUUGAACGAUCGCUUUUUCUUCAACACGACAAAUUUGAACAAGCUGGAUUUAUCGAACAACCCCUUGGAACGUAUAGAGCCAGGGCCUUUUGAUUAUUUGAUGAAGCUCGAGUAUUUGCAGCUGAAGAGUUGCAACUUGAGUUAUAUAUCGCCCCAGGCGUUCGCGAAUUUGGAAAAUUUGCGAGAGCUCGAAAUGAGCGAUAAUCAAUUGACGACCCUGAGUUGGACCAAUGUUUUGGCGCCUCUGGUACGUCUGGAAAAAUUGAACAUUGGAAAUACGGGAAUAAAGAAUUUACCAGGCGACGCAUUCGCCAAAAACACUCACUUACGGGAAUUGUCGUUGGCGAACAACGAGCUCCAUCACCUCGACGUUGGCAACACUCUCGGACACAAUUUACACAAUCUCCAGUCACUCGAUCUUUCCUACUGCAAACUUCAAGAUCGUCUCUCCGAAGAAGCCUUCAAAAACGCUAGUAAACUGAGGGUUCUCAAUUUGAGCGGAAAUCCCAUGUUCGCAGCUGAUUUGACAGUGGUACUGCGUCACUUGCCGAAGCUCCAUAAGCUCUCGUUGAGCAAUUGCAGCCUCCGUAGGCUCCCAAAUACUUUUGACGUCUUCGAGCACCUCGAGGAACUCGAUAUUUCGCACAAUCCGUUAUCAGAUGCGUUCGUCGGGCUGUUGAACCCCCUGAAAUCUCUCGAGUAUCUCGAUAUGUCGUAUUGCGAUUUGGGCUACGUCGGUAACAACACUUUUGCCCAAAUGAACGAACUGAGACGAUUGAUACUGUCGGGCAACAAAUUGCACACAUUGGAACAAGGUCUUUUCCAAAACCUGACGAGACUGUCGAGUCUCGAAUUGAACAAUUGCGAUCUCAAAACCCCCCCGGAUCCGGCAGUCUUCGGUAAUCGUGAAUCUACGAAUGUUGUUGAAUUGCAGCUGAGCGGUAAUCCGUUGGAAGUGCCGGAGCACGGCUCGUUGUUGCCCAGGCAAUUGGCACGCCUAGAAAUGCUCGAUCUCAGCAAAUGUAAUUUGGAACACCUCAACGAGGACGUAUUUACCUCUACGAAUAAUUUGACUCAGUUGAAUCUGUCAGCGAACAAAUUGACGGGAAAUAAAAAUUUGGCCUUUCUGAGUAAAUUACGGUCACUGGAGCAUCUUGAUUUGAGUCAGAAUCGCCUUGCUACCAUAAGUCCAGAAGCCUUACGAUCGAAUCCCCGUCUCCUCUCCAUCAAUCUCAUCGGCAAUCCUUUCGUAUGCAAUUGUUCGAUCCACGACAUGUGGAAUUGGGCUUCGCAGGUGAAGAACGAUCUUCACGUUCUCGUCGGUAGCCGACCCUCCGAAUUUGCCACCGGUGCUGCCAAACUCCGAAAAAGUCUCAGUUGCUCGUACGACGAUGAAACUUAUAGAAAUCUCGUGCACCAAGGACGCAAGAGUAUUGUCACACCGAGCAGAACGUGGGCUAAAUACGUUCGCGAGUCGAAUUGUCCUGCCAGCUCAUGAUCCAUGGGGAAACGUCUCGACAACUAUAUCGAGAAAAAAAGUCACAGGAUCGAUCUUUGAUUUUUGCUCGGAUGCCUGAGCAACGUUGGAUGUGGAAUACUUUUAUUUUUACCGCGAUUGCCAUUUUUUCGUUGUGUCAAUUUUCGUCGUUUAUAGUUUUUAAACUUGAGCACGUCUAUAUUUCUUUUUACAAUAAAUCUCAAUACUGCUGGUUACCACGAAUGAGAAUGAGAAUAAAAUACGCAGUUGAUGUUUUACUCCAGGUUGGGUCGAGUGAGAUAAAUUGGCUAAUUUCUCAGUUCCUAUAUAUUCAUAAACGAUGAUAUAUUUUUUCCAUGUUUCGAAUAGUAAUAACUGCCGUUUCUGCAAAUCUUAAUUUAUGAAUGACUAUAACUACAUACCUAAGUUCGAUGAAGAUAGACGUUACCGGGCAUAAAAGAGAUAAAAAUUACAGUUGUACCAGAAAUCAUACGAGCAAAAAGUAUCUUUGUAAUGCAUGAUUUUAUGUACCGACAAAAUGAGUUUUAAUUUUUGAAUAAUAAAUAAAAAGAAACAAUCGAA